This is a messenger RNA of Gossypium arboreum, 570 nucleotides long. Its product is annotated as cysteine proteinase inhibitor B-like. Bases 1 to 378 code for a protein of 125 amino acids. The record is from RefSeq and is a predicted model, not a curated record. The transcript has a single exon. Gene Ontology annotation, molecular function: cysteine-type endopeptidase inhibitor activity. NCBI's taxonomy places the organism in Eukaryota, Viridiplantae, Streptophyta, Magnoliopsida, Malvales, Malvaceae.
AUGGCGAAAGCUGAGGUUGUAAUUGUUCUGUCUUUGUUGUUGGUGACAACAGUGGUUGAUGGGUUGGGAGGGAGGAUGAGGAUAAACGAUGUGAAGAAAAACAAAGAGGUGCAAGAGCUUGGGAGGUUCUCGGUGGAGGAGUAUAACAGGCGGAGCCAAGGGCGGUUGCGUUUCAGUUUGGCCAAUGGUGGGCCGUCGACGGCGUUGGUUUUCUCUCAAGUGGUGGGAGCUGAGAAACAGGUGGUUGCUGGGAUCAAGUAUUAUCUCGAGAUUAAAGCCAUGCAAGGUGGGGUAACCAAGACCUUUGAGUCAGUGGUUUUGGUUAAGCCUUGGGUUCAAUCCAAGGACUUGCUUAAUUUUUCCCCUUCUACUCAUUAAAAGGAGUAGUCUUUUUCCCUUGUAAUCUUAAUUAAUAAAGCGUUUGAAUAAGAAAGGAUGGUAAUUAACUGCUUGUAUGUCAGAAAUUCUGGGGACUGGGGUUAUGGUGAAGAUGAUUGAUUCAAAGCACAAAAAAUUUAACAUCAUGUAAAGAUGCUUUGUUGAUUAAAUGAAUUAGAAGCAUAUCAUCAA